GGAUGGGGGCCGGACGGGCCUCCCGGGAGCGCGGCAGCUCCGGUUCCACCCGGCGGGCUCGGCGCCCCCAAACGGGGCUUUGCUGGAAGGGUCACCUCGCCACCGCCGCCGCCGCCGCCUGGCUCGGGCGCUGCCUUGGCCGGGCAGGCCUGGAUUUCCUUCCUGGAGCAGCGCUGGUGGAAUGCUGGCUGGGCGCCCCGACGGGGCUGGGAAGGAGGCGGAGGCUGUUGCUGCUUCAGGGCGACGGCGGGGCGGGAGGCGGACGCGAGGCCCGCUCGGAGGGCUGCCUGGCUGGCUGGGGCGGAGAAGCGCGAGCGUCCCGGGGUGGCAGAGCGCAGCGGCAGCCGCCGAGGGGAAGCGGGAAGAGGCGGCGGCGGCAGGGGCUCCGGGAGGCCGGCCAUGCUCGCCGCGGGCCGCUGCUAGGCGAGGAGGCGAAGGGGCGGCCCGGCCGGAGCGGCCAUGCCAUGCCCGCGCUGAAGCGAUGCCUCCUGGGCGCUGCCUCCGGCCACGGAGAGCGGGGAGCCGCCGCUGGGGCAGCCUCGACGCCGCCGCCGCCGCCGCCCCCGGCUGGCCGGGCUGGUGCCUCUUCUGCUGCCUGCUGGGCGGCGGGCUGGCGCCGGCCACCGCCCGCAGCUGCCAGCCCUGCGGCCCCGAAUGCACUUGCCGGAGCCUCGCCGCCGCCCCUUGCGCCGUGGACUGCGCCGCCCGGGGACUGCAGCGCCUGCCCGGCCCGGCCUUCCCGGCCGCCACCGUCGCGCUGAAUCUUUCCAGUAACAGGAUCAGUGUUUUAAAUGCUGAGGCGUUUGCACAUCUGACUUCCCUGACAAAAUUAGAUUUAAGCAACAACAGGAUUUCUGCGUUACAAGAUGGAAUGUUUGAUAAUUUAUUUAAUUUAAGUGAAAUAAACUUAAGUCUGAACCCGUUCCUUUGCGACUGCAAUCUCGCCUGGCUCCCCCGCUGGGUGGAAGAGAGAAGAGUGAAAAUUGUGCAUCCGUUGGAAACGAAAUGUGCUCAGCCUCCUGAGGUGGCAAACCUCCCUCUUUUCAAUGUGUCGUUCAGCGAUGUGACUUGUGGAGCUGACUACAUUGCGUGCCUGACAGACAACAAUACGGGAGCGGCAGACUCCAUCGUCCGAUUCACGUCCCGCCUCCCUCAGAACCUGACGGAAGACACAUGCCGAGCUCUUUGCUAUGCUGAAGGGCAGGACUACGGGGGCUUCAGCAAUGAGGCGCACUGCUUGUGCGGCAUUGCUCUCGAACCAAACUCUUCUUCUGACUGCUUGCCGUUUUGCACCCUGCCUCCUGUUGGACCUCUGUGUGGUGGCCCGUCCCUCGUUUCCAGCGUCUUCCCAGCACAGUUGCCCAUUUCCUUGGUGGGGCCCAACACUCCUUUCAGCCUUUACCAAGAGGUGGCUUUCAACGUCCAGGUUCCAAUCGCCAUAGACACCUUUCAGUGGGACUUUGGGGACCAGACAGGCUGUUUAAAUACCACCAAGACAACCGCCCUUCACAGGUACACUUCUCCUGGACGCUAUAGCGUCACAGCCACCAUCUUUGUCAGCGGUCAGUUGACUUCUGCACAGACUGAUGUCGAGGUGGUGGCACCCCCACAGGAGAUAGAGCUUCACUGUCCUCUUUUGGUGAAGACGAAUGAAAGUUUGAGGUUGCAGAUAAGGAACCGAGGAGGAACCAGCUUGUCGACUGCAUAUAGCAUUACAGCACAGGAGAAAGAAUCAGGAAGAACGGUUCACCCGGCGUGCCCCUUGGACAGCAUAGCCUUCGCUGGCAACAACCACUGCUAUUGGCUGGUGGCGGAGAAAGCUGAAUGGCUGGAGGCCCAGCAGCGUUGUCAGGAAGAGGGCAACGGGACUCUGGCCUUUGUCAGCAGCCCCCAAAUCCAGAGCUUCUUGGUGUCCCACGUCACCAGGAGCUUGGAUGUCUGGAUCGGGUUCAAUGAUGUUGCAAGCCCCAGCCCGCUGCAGCGAGAGGAAGGCUUUAAUCUGCAGAGCUGCCAGAACUGGCUUCCUGGAGAGCCUCACCCGUCCAACGCUGACCAUUGUGUCCGAAUGGGUCCUGCUGGCCAGUGCAACACGGAUCUCUGCACAGCCAAGCACAGCUACGUGUGCGAACACAAGCCGCAAGAGAUCCUCCUAAAUGCUGAGCACUUUUCCCUGGGCACUCCUGCCUUCGAUACCUCUGUGGCCAUGGGCAACGUUACGGAAACUGAAGAGCCGUCGGCUGCGUCAGGAACGGUGGAGACGGUGGUGUUUCCCAGCUUGGAGUUUCAAUGGGAGGGCUAUUUGGUAGCCUUGGAAGUUGCGACGCAGGAACUGCAGAGGGCUGUCCACAUCCGGUUUCGAGUGCACCGUCCGGCACUCGUGGAAGGUUGCAAGGAGGUCCUGAACAUCACAGACCCACUGCCUGCUUCUCAAGAGAAUGGGACUUGGACAGAAGUGGAGUGUCCGCGUGGCCUGCAGUGGUGUGCUUGGACCAAUGCAUGCCUGCCCCUGCAAAGCUGCUGCGAGUUGGGGGCGUGUGCCAACCGCUCUGUCACUAGCUCCUCUAGCCCCUUUCCUCACCCUUGUGGAAACCAGUCCAGGGGCAAUGAACUCAAAGAGUCAUUUUUCAUUUUGCCACCAGGCCCACCCAUGCAGUACCUUUUACUCUUCAGAAGCAAGGACACCUUUGUCAGGCCGAAUGAUACCGUGAGCAUCCAACACGAUGCGGGUCCCAGGGCCUUCAUUCUUUGCCACCCAGGCCACACGCCACCUUACCAAAUGAGCCACUUCACCCUGAACUCAUCCGACUGGGAGCCAGGCUUGCCUGUCUUCUCUGCUGCUGGAAGCUGGCAAAACGACUCCACCUGCUACUUUAGGGUUCUCUCUGUUGCCGAAGAGACGGUCCCCAUUAUCCGGGAAGAGAACUUGGGUGUGGAUCGCUCUGGCCUUUAUACCGUAAGAGCGACUGUAGAUAACGGAGUCUUCAGUACCAUUUUGUCCUGUGAUUUCCAGGCCGUUUCUCCUGUUUCAGGCCUCCACAUCAUUUACCCUCCGGAGCAAGGCGGCAAAAUCUACGUGGAAACCAACCGCACUUGGCUGGUGGUGAAAAUCUUUUCCGGUGCGAACGCAACAUCUGGCUGCUUUGAGGGGAGCCAGAGGUUCUCCUUUGGAAGGAGCUGCCCGCCUGCAGUUGCCCCGCUGGUGGCCGAGUGUGCCAGGGAGACCAAUGACACAUGGUUCUCUGUCAUCGUGCUGGAGGGCAUUGGGGAGAACGUGAGCACCAGGGUGCUGUGGGCAGAGAACGCCGUCAGCUUCCAGAACAUCACCGUUGUGGUGAAGGCAGAGGAAGCCAUCAGAGGCCUCCGCGCCACACCAGACCCAGAGACCAGAGUCUUGUUGAAUAAUCGGGUGAGCUACGUCCCCAUGAUGGAUGCCGGAUCAGAUGUUACCUUUCGGUGGACAGUGGAUGAUAAGCGCUCUUUUACUUUCUACAAUGACGUCUUCCAUGUUAUUUACCAGACUCCGGCUCUGUACAAGCUGUCGCUCACUGCCUCCAACCACGUCAGCAACGUCACUGUGGACUACAACAUCACCGUGGAGAAGAUGAACAGGAUGAAGGACCUGGUGGUCUCUGAGAUCCCACCGCUCGUCCCCCAGAACAGCACCAUGGAGCUGGCAGCCACGGUCACGGUGGACUCGGCUGUGGAUGCCACGUUCUUGUGGGACUUUGGAGAUGGUGCACAUGUUGCUUACCCGUUUAGGCCUCCCUACAACGAGUCCUUCCUGAUGCCAGACCCAAAUGUCCAUCAGGUGGUAAUUGGGAAUAAUGUAUCACAUGCCUAUGAAGAACCAGGUGAAUAUACCCUAAAUAUUUUAGUAUCCAAUGAAUUUGAGAACCUGACCUACUCGAUUCCUGUGCACAUCUACACUUACCUGAUGGACAUUACCAUGAAAGUAGAUACCGAUGUCUUGGUUGCGGGUCAGCCUGUCACCUUUGAAGCUCACCCUUUGCCAUCUAGUUAUGGGGUCUCUUACACCUGGGAUUUUGGGGAUGGUUCUGUGGAAUUUGUGGAAAGCCUGUCGACCAUAGUUCAUACCUAUAGCAGCAAGGGGAUGUACAACGUUAGCCUGAGAGCCAACAACACCAUUAGUGCCGUGGAGACAUUCCAGUGUUACCGUGUCUUCGAAAAGAUUAGUGGGUUGCGGGUGGCUUUGGAAGAAGCGAUGGAACUCCUCACGCCAGUAGAGGUCAACGCUUCUGUGGAAACAGGGGAUGAUAUAACUUGGAUGUUCGAUAUGGGUGAUGGGACCGUGGUGAACAGUUCUGUGCCAUAUGUGGUGCACAUCUAUUUGAAGGAGAUGAACUGCACAGUAAAUGUGACAGCGACAAAUCCAGUCAACUCCGUUUCCCAAACUGUUCCUGUCCGGAUAUUUGUCCUGAUGGUCCUCAAGAUAGAGCCUUCCUCUUGUAUCCCAGAGCACCCCGAAGUGCAGCUCACUGCUUACGUUUCUGGUAAUCCCGAGGACUACUUUUUCGACUGGACAUUUGGGGACGGCUCAUCCAACGUCACUGUGUACGGGAACUCGACUGUGAGGCACAACUUCACUCGCAGUGGCAUCUUCUCCCUUUCUUUGGCCCUCUCAAGCAAGGUCAACAAAGCACAAUAUUACACUGAGGUCUGUGUGGAGCCAGAGGUCACCAAUGUCUCGCUGUCUGUAAGGCCGCCGUUCGUGAGAUUGGGCAAUGAGAGCAAGUUCCAGGUCACUGCCUUACCACCUUACCCCUACCGUUACCUUUGGGACUUUGGGACGAAUGACUCCACCAGGUUUGGCGGGACGGAAGUUAGUUACACCUACAGAGCCCCAGGGGUCUACUUGGUCACGGUGACGGUCUGCAACAACGUGUCGUUCAAUAAUGACUCUGUGUUCGUGGAAGUCCAAGAGCCAGUUGGGGUAGUUAAGAUUGAGUCCAAUGGCUCAAAGGUUUUGGAACUCAACCAAAUCUAUCUGUUCUCUGCCAAUGUUAGCGGGACCAACGUUAGCUAUCUGUGGGAUUUUGGGGAUGGCACCAGCCAGCUGGGGAAAUUCAUCACCCAUUCCUACAACAGAAGUGGCACCUAUGCCAUCAGCCUGACAGGCUGGAACAAUGUGAGCUUCCGCGAAGCGAGGCUUAACGUGACGGUGAAGAGGCGCCUCCAGGGCCUGACCAUCAAUGCCAGCAGGACCGUGGUGCCUUUGAAUGGUUCAGUGAGCUUCACGGCUACCCUCCUCGCUGGCACUGCCACCCGGUACUCUUGGAUUUUGUGCGACAGAUGCACCCCCAUCCCAGGCUAUUCCACCAUCUCCUACACUUUCCGCUCUAUUGGGACGUUCAAUGUGAUCGUGACUGCAGAGAAUGAGAUCGGAUGUCUCCAAGACAGCAUCUUCAUCUAUGUCUUGGAGCAGAUCGAAGGGCUUCAGAUCGCCGGCGGCGACCUCAUGGAUGAUGCCUACUUUCCCACCAACAAGACCCUCCAGCUGCAAGCGGCAGUGAGGGAUGGGACCAACAUUUCCUACAGCUGGGCAGUCCUGGAGGAAAGCUUCCCCGUGCAGACUUCUACGGGGAAAACCUUCUCCCUGGUCAUCUUGGAAGCGGGGAUCUAUGUUAUCCACCUGAAAGCCACAAAUAUGCUGGGAAGCUUGACUGUCAACAAGACAGUGGAGUUCAUUGAGGAGGUUGGCGUCUUAAAGCCUGUCGCUUCCCCAAACCCUGCUGCGGUCAACGUUUCUGUCAACAUAAGUACCAGCGUCACGGCUGGGACUGGACUGACGUAUGCGUGGUACCUGGAAAACGAUCUUCCCCUCCUCGCUGCCGCUUCUGCCAUCGCACAUUCCUUCCAAAGCCCCGGUGCCAAAGCAGUAACUGUUGUGGCAGAAAACAAAUUUGGCUCUGCCAAUGCGACCCUUGUGGUGCACAUCCAGGAGCCCAUAGCGGGCGUGAGGAUCAGGACCGUAAGGCUGAACUAUACUGGUUACGUCGAGUCAGGCUCAGAAGUGAACUUCUCUGGGGAGCUGGAAAGGGGGUCCAAUGUUGCCUGGACAUGGACGCUGCUGAACAAGACCAUAUGUGGGCAGAGAGUGGCCAUGCAGUUCCCCGCAGCUGGGUUCUUCUCUGUCUGUUUGAACGCUUCCAAUGAUGUCAGCUGGGUAGUGGCCUGCCACAAUGUGACUGUGCAAGAUGCGAUCCAGGGUCUGAAACUCAGCGUGAGCAAGGAGGUCUUGGAGCCUAGAGAAGAGGCCUCCUUUGUCAUUGGGAUGUCCUCCGGUUCCUCCGUGAGCUACAAGGUGAGCAUCGGCGGGAGUCACUCUGUGGCACGCAACGCUUCCAGCUUCACCCACUCAUUCGCCCGGGUUGGAGAUUACUUGGUAAGGGUAACUGCGGAGAACCACGUCAGUGUGGAUUAUGUCGAGGUCCUCAUCGUGGUGCUGGAGGCCAUCCGUGGUUUGCGGGUCGUGGACUGCUGCGAGCGAGGCAUGCCCACCAGGGUGGAAAGGUGUUUCACAGCUGAAAUUGAGAGUGGCUCACAGGUGACCUAUUUGUGGCAGCUCUCCUUAGAGGGAGAUACUGGGCGUUCCCAGGUUCGAGUGGAAGGCAAAAGCGUCUCUUAUACCCCAGAGGCUGUGGGGCAGCUAGACAUCCAUCUGAGUGCUUCCAACCGCCUGGGCAACCAGAGCAUAACCAUCAUGAUUCAAGUCCAAGACCUCAUCACGCAGCUUUCCCUCAUGCCGGUUGACUCCUUUGCCAACCGGACGACAACCUUCGAAGUGUCUGUGCUGCCCAGCGCAAGGCAAGUUGUGUUUCGGUGGGACUUUGGAGACGGCUCUCCAGCUCAGAGGACAAAUGUGCCAUCCGUCAGCCACACCUAUCUGAGGCCCGGGGAUUACUCAGUGGAGGUGAAUGCCACCAAUCUCAUCAGCUUCUCCAUCGCCCAGCGCACAGUCACAGUCCGGGUGCUGGAGUGCGAGGAGCCGGAAGCCGAGCUGGCCUUACCUGCUCAGGUGGUCAUGAAGAGGUCGCAAAAGAAUUACUUGGAGGCACAGAUUGACUUGAGGGGCUGCACCAGGUACCAGACUGAGUACGUGUGGGAGAUUUACAAAGCCCCGAGCUGCCUUCAACUGGAUGCUUCUGAGAAAGUCCACCUGCUCAACGUGGACGUGAGCCGGCCACAGCUGGUUGUCCCCAAACUGGCCCUUGUCCUUGGCACCUACUGCUUCAAAUUCCUGGUCUCCUUUGGAGACACACCGCUCUCUAAGAGCAUCCUUGCAAACGUGACUGUCACGCCUAACAAACUGGUGCCCAUCAUUGAUGGGGGGUCGUACCGGGUGUGGUCCAGCACCAGGGACUUGAUCUUGGAUGGGGAGAAAUCCUACGACCCUAACCUGGAAGAUGGGGAACAGACGCCGUUGCAUUAUCACUGGUCUUGUGUGUCUUCCUCCAAGAGCUCGUCGUCAGGGUGUGCUCUGAACUUCAGUGCCGCGGGGGGAGUCGUUACCGUUUCCCAAGCCGUAUUGGAAGCAGAUGUGGAGUACACAUUCGACCUCACAGUCCGGAAGGCGGGGAUGAGUCCCGAAGCUACUAACCAAACGGUGCUACUGAAGAAGGGAACAGUGCCCAUCGUCUCUCUGGAGUGUGUCUCUUGCAAGGCCCAGUCUGUCUACGAAGUGAGCCGGAGUUCUUAUGUGUACCUGGAGGGGACGUGCCUGAACUGCCAGAACAAUUCUAAACUGGGGAAAUGGUCAGCUCACAGCUUCAAAAACAAGCCUCUUGCCUUGGAUAAAACAACCACCUCCACUGGCAACACGGGGAUGAACCUGGUCUUGAGGCCAGGGGCGCUGAAGGACGGGGAGGGCUAUACCUUCACUCUGCACAUCACUGAUCUAGCCACAGGGGAGGAAGGAUUUGCCUCCAUCGACUUGUUUCCAAACCAGCCGCCUUUCGGGGGAUCCUGCUGGUUGUCUCCUAUGGGGCCUGUUCAAGCGUUGACUACCAAGAUUCAUUUUGAGUGCACAGGCUGGAGAGACACGGAGGACGAAGAGACCCCCUUGGUGUACACCCUCCUGGCUGCCCGCUGCCGGGCCGGCCACUACGAGGAAUUCUGGGUGUACAAAGGAAGCCAUUCUGAGCAUGCCGCCUUCCUGCCCCCUGGAUUCCAAGAGGCCGGCUCCCUGGUGUCUGUCUCAGUGCUUGUACAGGAUCAGCUGGGAGCAACCGUCGUGGCCUUCAACAGUUCCAUGGCCAUCACGCUGCCAAGCCCUCCAGAUGGAUUCCGCAGCCUUCCACGAUGGCUUUACAACCAGACUGAGGUGGUACUGCAGGGCCUGGUCAAACAGAGCGACCCCCAACAGGUCAUUGAAUAUUCCUUGGCUCUCAUCACCAUCUUAAAUGAGUAUGAAUGCUCCAUGCGUUCGAAACCAGAAGCCAAGAGCGAAGACCACUAUCGGUCCUGGAUGCGGAGGAACAUUACGGAAACCCUGAUCUCUUUGAACGUCAACACAGUGGAUGACAUCCAGCAAAUUGCAGCAGCCCUGGCUCAGUGCACGGUGGCCAACAAAGAGUUUGUUUGUCGAGCUUGCUUGACAAAGACCUUGAACAAACUCAAAAGCAUGAUGUCCAUUCUGCAAGGAGAGACCAUGCAAGGGACCAAGACGCCAACAACCAUUGCAGACAACAUCCUCAACAUCAUGGGGGACUUGAUCCACCUCGUCAACACCGUUUCCCAGGAGUCUGGGCCACCAGAACUGGGCAGCGGCCAGAACCAUGUGCAGGUGGCUUCCGAUGCGUACGCCCUGUCCACUGACCUGAUGCGCAUCCUGAUGAAGUCUCGAGUCCUCAACGAGGAGCCCCUGGAGCUGGCUGGAAGCAAUAUCACCGCCAAGGGCAAACGGGCUGACCCUUUUGGGCUCCUCUGCUACGAGGACCACCCCGACUGCCAGUUCUCCAUCCCCCCAGCUUUCAAUGACACCUUCUCCGACCUGACAGACAUUGUCCAAGUCAUGAUCCGGGUGGACUACAACCCUUUUCCUUUUGGCUACAUCACCAACUACACCAUCUCCUCGGAGGUGGCUUCUAUGGAAUUCCAGAACAGCAAUGGGGCGGAGAUUCCGGUUGGGAGCCUGGAGCCCGAGAAGGCCAUCGCCGUGAUGGUCGUGGACCCCGGAGAGAAGAACAUCACAGUGGAGACCAUUGUGAUUGAGGGAAGGAGUUCAGGGACUGUAGUGGUCACAAUGGAGAACAGCAAUAUGGAAGCAGGGGUGUAUUUCCAGGUCACAUUCAGCGUCGUAAACGACCGUUACAUGUCCAGCGAACAAGAGCCAUUCAUUGCUGUCUGUCUCUUCCACUUGCCUGAGCACAACUGCACGGCCUCCAAGGAGAUUCGCCUGGAGGAUAUGACUCGGAUGCCUGGGGGGGACCACCGGCGCUACACUUUCUUCAUCUCCCCUGAUACCAACAACACUACAAGGGAGUAUUACUUGAACAUAACCAACCACUUUGCCUGGUCUCCCGUGGAAGUCACCCUGGGUCUGUACAGCUCCCUGUGCCAAUAUUUCAACAAACAAGAGGCUCGCUGGAAGACAGAAGGCAUGGCUCCCUUGGAGGGGGCCACCCCCGAUAAGGCGGUGUGCUUAACCCAGCAUCUGACGGCUUUUGGUGCAAGCCUCUUUGUCCCAUUGCACUCUGUGCAAUUCAUCCGGCCUCCUCCAGGCCCGGAUCUCAACUACAUUGUUCUGCUGACUUGUGCCAUCUGCUUGGUGACGUACGCGGUGGCUGCUGUGAUUGUGCACAAACUGGACCUGCUCGAUAUCAACCGAGUGGGGGUGAUCCCUUUCUGUGGGAAGAACGGGCUGUACAAGUACGAGGUGCUGGUGAAAACGGGCUGGGGCAAGGGGUCAGGGACGACGGCCCACGUGGGGAUCACUCUGUACGGAAUGGACAGCAAAUCUGGGCACAGGCACUUGGAUGGGGAAAACGCCUUUCACCGCAACAGCCUUGACAUCUUUCAGAUCGCCACAGAACGGAGCCUCGGAAGUGUGUGGAAAAUCCGUAUCUGGCACGACAAUAAAGGGCUAAAUCCAUCGUGGUACUUGCAACACGUCAUUGUCAGAGACUUGCAGACCUGUAAGAGCUACCACUUCCUGGUGAACGACUGGCUGUCCGUGGAAAGUGAGGAGAAUGACGGCCUAGUGGAGAAGGAAGUCUUUGCUGCCGGCGAGGCAGACCUGAGGAGCUUCUUCCGGAUCUUUGUUGGGGAAUUGCAGCGAGGUUUCUUUGAGAAGCACAUCUGGCUGUCCCUGUGGGACCGUCCCCCUCGCAGCCGCUUCACCCGUGUCCAGAGGGCCGCCUGCUGCUGCCUCCUCAUCUUCCUCUUCCUCUGCGCCAAUGCCGUGUGGUACGGCCUUGUGGGAGACAUCAGCUUCAGCACCGUGGCCAUUUCCACCUUGAUCCCCAUUAGUGGCGAGACGGCCGUCGUCGGAUUGGUGUCCAGUUUGGUUGUCUAUCCUGUGUAUCUGGCCCUCCUCUUCCUCUUCCGGAUGGCACGCAGCAAGGUGUCCAUCAGUCAGUCCCUGGUCCAUUCAGACCAGCAGUCCUUAGAGAUCGACAACUACCUGGACUCGUCACUUAUGGAGAGUGCCUUCCUCACAUUCCCUGGGCUUCAAGCGGAGGCUUUUUCUGAGCAAACCAAAACAGAUUUGUUCCUGGAUGAUUCAAAAAGCCUGAUCCGGUGGCAGUCCAGCGAGGCCCUCCUCAACUGGCCUGACCUGCUCAGUGAUCCCUCCAUCAUGGGCAACACGAUCCAGAAGCUGAAGAGGGGGAGGACCAGCCGCCAUCUUGGCCUCGAGGCUCCGUUGCCUGCCGAGGAGGACAACUUCUCGCUCGGCUUCCCACAGGCUCAAGCCAGACACUUCUCCGCUUCAGACGAAGACCUGAUCCGGCAAAUUCUCGCAGAUGGAGCCGGCGGCAUCCCUCACCCUCAGGAAAUGGGGCCCUACCCCAGGGUUGAAACUGACCUCCUCUCAGGGCUGUCCAGCAUGCUUGCGGACAAGACGGAGGCGAUCAUGUUGCAGAAGCUGAACGAGAAAGGGCAGAAUGCGGCCCCCCUCAGCAGGGAACUGAAUCGCUCGGCCAAAUCUACGCGGACAGUUGUGGACCAUGCUCUCCGGAAGCACCUGCUGCCCUUCUGGUGCUCCUACCUAGCUCACGCCAUCAGCUUCGCCUGCCUGGUCAUCUGCUUUGGUGUCUCCGUGUGGAUUGGAGUGGGCUUCUCCUCCAGCGUGGCCCUCAUGUGGCUCAUCUCAGGGAUUUUUAGCUUCCUCUCCUCUUUUUUGUUCUGGGAGCCCCUCAAGGUGCUGCUGGAGGCGCUCUAUUUCUCGCUAGUGGCCAAGCGCCUGCACCCUGAGGAGGAUGACACUCUGGUGGAGUACCCGUUCGUGGAGCACGUUUCGGAGAAGAUCGGCAGGGUCCGCCCCCCUCAGGGAUUUGCCCUUUUCCAAGCCAAGGAAGAAGCCAAAAAAGUGAAGCUUCUGCACAGCCUGCUCAAGAACUUCCUCGUCUACAUGCUGUUCCUCCUGGCCGCCCUCCUGACCAACUACGGGGACGCUUCCCACCACAGCCGGGCCUUCCUCUUGCAGAGCUCUGUCAAGCAGCAACUGGGCAGCGAGCAGUUCCUGCGCAUCAAGAGCUCUGAUGAUUUCUGGGUGUGGAUGUCACAGGGGCUGUUGCCGUAUCUCUACAAUAACCAGUCCGGCCGAGGAAACUAUAGCAUCACCUUGGGGUCCCCACGGCUGCGGCAAAUCCGCCUGCAGGAAGCGGAGUGCCCUGGUUCUGUUCGCCAUGUCCUUAGCAGAACCGAUCUAUCCUCAACCGGGGAGAAAUGCAUUGUUGGUUCCAACAGCUUCGACACCGCCAAUUACACAGUUGGCUGGGAGAGCGCCAACAGCAGCCUCAAGCAGUUAUGGGCUUACUCGCCGCCUGACCUGCCGGGAGCCUGGUACUGGGGCCAACUCUCCUUCUACGACAGCGGUGGUUACGUCCAGGAGCUGGGAACAACUCUGGAAGAAAGCGAGGCUUGCCUGGAGGUCCUGCAGCAGAACAACUGGAUCAGCAACAGGAGCCGAGCCGUCUUUGUUGAGCUAGCCCAGUACAACCCGGGCCUGGGCCUCUACGCCGUCAUCACGCUGAGGCUGGAGUUCCCCGUGGCGAAGCGUGCACUGCCAGCUGUUGCCGUGGCAACUCUCCCGCUCCUUCCGCUGAGCCAGGGAGUCACAGUGCAGCUCCUCAUGAUGGUCUUCCUGAUGAUUGUGGUUGUCUACUUUGUCAUCUCGGAGUCCCUCUCCAUCCAGAAGGUGGGCAGGGCCUAUUUUGCCCUUGUCGGCAACUAUGGGCAGUGGCUGCUCGUCCUCCUCACCGCCGGCACGGUGGUCAUCCACCUCAGCCAGGUCACCCUUGCCGACCGGCAGUGGGCCAGGUAUCUGAAGAACAAGCAAGGCUUCACCAGCUUCCACCAGGUGGCCGCUCUGCACGGGGCCUUCCGCUGCCUGGCCGCCGGCCUCCUCUUCUUGCUGACAGUCAAGGCUUCCCAACAGCUGCGCUUCAUCCGACAAUGGUCCACUUUCGGCAAAACUUUGCAGAGGUCCGCAAAGGAGCUCUUCGCUGCAGGGCUGGCCUUUACAAUCCUCACUUUGGCUUAUGCUCAGCUGGGCUUUCUGCUCUUCUCUUCCUGCUCCGAGUCCUUCCACAGCGUCCACAGCAUACUACAGCUCCUCUUCAGCACCUUCCGCAGCAGCAGCACAAGCCUGUCCCUCUGUCUCCCUGAAUCCGUGGGGCUUUCCCACCUCUUCUACGCCACCUAUGUCAUGCUGGAGCUGUGGGUGGUUCUGCGCCUCUUCGCCACGGUGCUCAUCCAUCACUACCGCGAGGUGCGCUUCGAGAUGUACCGCCCGGCCUUCGAGUCUCAGGACUAUGAAAUGGUUGAGCUCUUUGUCCGAAGGCUCAAGAUGUGGAUGGGAUUCAGCAAAGCCAAGGAGUUCCGCCACAAGGUGCGUUUCGAAGGGAUGGUGCCUCUCCCCUCCCGCUCCUCCAGCCAAGACUCCCAGUCGUUGCAAGGCCCCACCCCCAGCGCCACCUCGGACAGCUCCCGCGCCUCCACCUCCUCCAGCCAACUGGACGGGCUCAGCCUGGCGCCCAGCACCCGGGACAGCUCUGUGGUCGAUGCCGACAUCCAGCGCCUCCUCUCCCUCUUUGAGACGCUGCUCGCCCGGUUUGACCGGGUGAACAAGGCAACGGAGGAUGUGUACCACAUCGAGUGCUGGCUGGAGGGUGCACAGAGCCGGCAGGCCAGGAAGAGGGGUGGGCAGCAAGCAAGCCAGCACCACCCAAUCCAUGCAGAUGCUGGGAUGCUUUCCUCUAACGUAGCCCCUAACAGCAGCCAAUUUCUGUUCUCCCUGCCCCACAGCAGUUCCGUGUCGCCCGGUAAGGCAGUCGGAGCCUCCCACGGCACCAGCCAGGGUGUGCUGCUUUCCCCGCAUAAGACAAACUCCUUGCUCACACCAGGAACCAAAAAGAAGAGACCGUUGCGGGCCAACAACCGGGUGCAUCCCAGUGGCAAGUAACAGUUUCAAGGGGGUUGCAAGGAACAGGUGGGCCCAUCCCAUAUUAGCGGGGGAGACUAUUACAGUCUCAAAAGUCUGCCUCCCGUUUAUGGGGACAGUCAGCAGGAGGAGCAGCGUUUUCGUGCCGCAGGGCAGACAGACAGACAAGAGCAUGGCUGUUGCUUAGAGCCACAAGAGGGCUCAGCUACGGCUUCCCACAGUAGCAGCCUGUGGCUUGACAGCAGAUCAAACUUUUCACAGUAUUGUGGUUUCCUCAGAGAACAGACAAGGCGGUGCCAUCUGAAGGGCAUGGGGGAGACCACAAAAAGUGGGCUCAGCUGCACAGCUUUGCAUUAGCAUCUCUGGAGCAAGAGGAAAAGGAACCUUAACUGGGGCAAGAGAAGAAAGAGGGACCCUCAAAAAAGGAGUGCAUAGUCUCGAGAGAGACAGAGAGAGAGGGAAGGGAAACAAAGCCAGCUUUUAAAAAACCCAAAAUGCAACCUAUCCACGUUUGAUCCUUGAGAUCUGCUGAAGGCAAAAGUUGCACCAUCAGGGUGAAAAGACCCAGAGAUCUCCAGUGUUCAGCAGGCUGAGCCUAGAGAAGAGGAGAUAGUGUGUGUGUGUGUGUGUGUGUGCACGUGUGCGCGCCUGGAGGAGGGUCAGGUUUCCCUUCCACACAUUUGCAGACUUCACAAAGAAGGUGCACUUUGAAGAAAAGAGCUAUGUGGGCCGAGAGACAUCCGAUUCUCCCUCCGGAAGUUAUCCUGAGACAAGUCACAUCCUCCUCUAGAAUUUCAUCAUGGGUAUAUUUAAAAGAAAUCCAAACAAAGGAUCCUGUUCUUCAGCUAAAACCUUGUUGAAGAUAGCAACAACCAUUUGGAGGGGGCCAAAAUUUGUCAGUCAGUUUGUUUUGGAAAGGAGGGUGGGGUGGGGGGCAUUGGUGUUUGGAGAGAGACCCCCCCCGUGAGCUGGUUUCACUGGGUUCUCAUCCUAGCAGCUUCUGCCCCCUGCAUCCCCUGAACCAACUGAAUAGCUUGCCGCGUUGCCUCCGUCGUCAUAGUUUUAUAUUUGGAGGUGCAUGACUGAGUGUCCUUUUUUUUAUAUUUGGCCUGUGUGCCUGAGUGUCUCUCUGUGUGUAUUUUAUUAUUAUUAUUAUUAUUAUAUAUGGUUUACUCUUUCUACUCACUGGCCAGCACUUUAAUCAAUGCUUUCCUUAGCUAACGGUGACACAUGCAACUUUUAAAACAAGAGCAGGAUAAUAUAUCAUGGAAGCAGUAUUUUGUUUGUUUUGUAAAUCAUAAUUUGAAACGGGCCACUGGAAUAUGAUGAGCACAGAUGUACCCCUUUUUGCUACCAUGUUUGUGGGUGGCUCCCCCAAGGACCACCCAACAGCCCAUGCUUUCGGAAAGCUCUGAAGCAGUGCCAUAAAUUGCAAGAGUGAAAGAGGGAGUUGGAAGGAGCAAAAACACAGGUCUGACCCUCUGACUUAGGCAAGUGAUGCUCACAAAUGCUAAAUGGCUCAGAAGCAGAACGCCACCAAAAUUCAUUUGUGUUUUUCCAAGUUUGAUUUAAGGCCGAGCCAGUUUUAGCAUUCUGUACACAGUGCCAAAAUCAUAGGCCCAGACUAUGCUUGUAGGCAGAGUUCCUUUAGAAUCCCAGGGCACCUCCAGACUGGCUGUUUUUCCACACAAAAUUUGGUUGUUUUCCUGGACUUUCUAGUGCAGUUAGCCUAUCACUUUUCUAACCCAAGAAAUAAAAGUCUGGUAAGAAAAGGGAUGCGGAAGUUGCAGUGGAAAGUGUGGAGAAACAAGCCCUAGCUGACAGCACUCAGUCACCUCUGUGCUAAUCCAUCAGCCUGCCUGCGCCAUAAACAGGCAAUGUUGUACAACCUCCGUGCAAAUUAUGUGUGAACAUAUAUCAGCCUGACAGCUCAAGAAAGCUGAUCUGGAAAUUCCCCUGGCCUCUUUCCAUCUAGAUGUGCAAACCUCAGCAGUCCAUAUCACGGUGCGAGCCAACAGAAAGUGAGCUCCUCCAUGCUUUGGCUAUCGGCUCAUCCCACAUUUUAAGCAAUGUGCCAUUAACCCAUGGAACUGACUGCUGCAGUAGGUGUGCUGGUAGUGUCCUAGUCUCAAUCAAAUUCCUUGCUUUUAGACAAGGAAAAGGGUUAUUCCGAGUGGCCUUCAGAGCAUCCCAGAAAACAAAACAAAACAAAACAAAUCCAACUCCACUCCCAACCAUUUAUUUGAAUCCAUUGCAAGCUGCAGCUGGUCUGUACUUCCUCUGGAACAUUUGGUGUCCUUUCUUUGAGACUUUUCUCCCCCACCCUGGUCACGGCCUUGCUUCUGUCUUCAUAUUCUACAGGCCAGUUUUAACAUUAUGUAUAUUGCAAGUAAUUUAUACGGGAUUUUUACAAGGAGAAAAAUAAUGUAUAUUUUUGUAUGUUUGCUAUAUUUUUAUAGCAUUUGGUACUGUGCUCAACAUGUGUAGAUAGGAGUUAUUUAAAAAAAAAGUGUGUUAAAAAGCCUUGCUAAAACAUUUGUGGUGUGUGGCGAAAGUGCCCUACGAAUGGGAUUUGUGCCAAAGGAAGUUUGAGAUUUUUUUCCCGUUCCCCACAUCCGGGGCAGGAACUCUCUGCAGUGCACUAGCCAUAAUGUCUCCAAGACACUGCUAAGUUUGAAAGGAAGCCCAACAUCAAGGCCACAGCUCCAAGUGGGUUUCCACAAGUGCCAUUUCAGAAUUCUGACUGCUUAUUCCAUCUCCAAUAUCACUGGUAGGAGUUGUAAAUAUGGACUUUUUUGUUUCCUGGAAGGAUUUUUUUAUUGCUUUUUUUUUUUUUUUUUUUGCUCUAACCAUCAUUGUAAAAUUAGGAAAGGAUGGUUAUAUGCAUCUUUUUUUAAUAAGAUUUCAUUAUUUAUAAAAGGUGCUAUUUUUGAACAGACUCUUUUCUAAAAAUAUAUAUAUAUAUACCAAGCUGCUUUAACCAUCAGGUACAGAACGGAAAAUGCACUUGCUUCAUUCUAGCAAAGGAAACAGAAGAGAUUGCGAAGCAGGGAGAUGGUAAACGGGUUGAAAAGGGGGUGUUGGAUUACAUUUGCCAGGAGAUUAAUUGUAGCAGGGCUAAAGAUGUUCUGAAAUGGUUCAUUAGUAAGGUUAAACGUUUUCCUGUCAUCCACUAUACUAAGGCCAGGUUAGAAGCUUUUGUCAUCGGUGAGCAAUUAGGCUGUCCUCAUUCCCUGAGAAUGCAGCACACAAAAGGCCAAGUGGUGCAGAUUUUGGCUAGAGAAGGCCUCCAUCGCCACAGCUGAAGAAACAGAAUUAAUCUGUUGGCUUAUUUAACGAAUACGGCCUGUGCAUGCAUGGAACAUAAUUGGGGAGAAGCAAGAGAUGGGUAAGCUUGAACCAAGUGAAGGAUUUUUGCACUUGUUUCUCUGCUAAAUUAAAAGUUCUCAUCGUCGUCGUUUUUAAUGUAGGUACAUACAAGGGAAAAGUGUCAAGUCAGGGAAGCAAGCGCCUUAGCAAAUGAGCUGUGCUUUUAUGCUGGGGGGGGACAUUCUGGAGCAUGGAUGAUGUGAAGGUGGCAAAGAAGGAGCGGGACUGGGAGGAAGUAGGCACACUCCCUGGCGUAGAAUGUCCCGGGUGCUUUGCUGUAUACAGAUCUACUUAAGUGCAGAGCAUAGAUGGUGGCCCAUCCGCCGUGAAACCAACUCAUGCCCUUACCUGCCAGAUAAACUCUUGAAUGUAUAUUUUGGUAUUUACCCACAGGGAGAUGGUUUCUUAUUUAUUAUUGCCCAAAACCCCACACUGAUGCCGACAGUAAGUUGCUGCUUAGCACAGAACUCUUGUCAGCUCAACAAAAACACACCCCAGCCUCUCCUUCAGGCGUGGCUGGCUUUAUCAAGGCUUCUGGUAGCAAUGGCAGAAGAAGAAACAAUUGUGAUUGAUGUUCAUGUUUGCAAACAUAGCAUAUUUCUUUUUGUAAUGGUGAAAAAAACCAUGACAAAGUCAAAUAUAGAAAAAGAUAACGGACGGCUAAAUAAAGAUUUC
Molecule: messenger RNA, 17668 nt
Organism: Rhineura floridana
Lineage: Eukaryota; Metazoa; Chordata; Lepidosauria; Squamata; Rhineuridae
Gene: PKD1
Product: polycystin 1, transient receptor potential channel interacting
Exons: 46
Coding region: 182-13645 (4487 amino acids)
Biological process (GO): kidney development
Cellular component (GO): membrane
Molecular function (GO): protein binding
Source: RefSeq, a predicted model, not a curated record